CUGUGGUGAUCUGGAAGAUGUUGUAGCCGAAACUUGAUAUUCACUACGUUGUCUUUUAAAUUAUUGUUAAAAUAUUUACACAGAUGCAUAGUGCGUAUUAUAAGACUCAGAAUGGAUCAAACUGCACAUACACCAAAUUAAAAGCUUCAGGUCAGACUAAAGAAGAGUCCUACAGCCCAGCCAUGCCCCAGAAACCCCAAAAGAGCGCCCAGACGGCCCACUACAUCGAGCUGGGAGGUUACCAGUACUGGCCGGUGCUGGUGCCCCGAGGAAUCAGGCUGUACACCUACGAACAGAUCCCGGUGUUCCUGAGGGAGAACCCCUACAUCACAGAUGGAUACCGAGCGUACCUGCCCUCCAGACUGUGCAUCAAAAGCCUCUUCAUUCUGUCUAAUGAGACGGUGAAUAUCUGGAGCCAUCUGUUGGGCUUCCUGCUCUUCUUCUUCGUCGGGGUGUACAACAUGUCCUCUGUGCUGCCGGCCAUCGGCGCCUCCAAAGAGGACUACGUCAUCUACUCCAUCGGGCUCUUCUGCUUCCAGCUGUGCAUGCUGUGCUCGGUGGGUUAUCACCUGUUCUGCUGCCAUCGCUCGGAGAAGACCAGCCGCCGCUGGAUGGCGCUGGACUACGCCGGGGUGUCCAUCGGCAUCCUGGGCUGCUACGUCCCCGGAGUCUUCUACACCUUCUAUUGUAAUAAUUACUGGCGGCAGGUGUACCUGGUGACGGUCCUGGCCAUGAUCCUGACUGUCUUCUUCGCUCAGAUCCACCCUCAUUACCUCAGCAAGCAGUGGAAGCAGCUGCGCUCGCUCAUCUUCUGCUUGGUGGCCGGAUACGGCCUCAUCCCCACCGUCCACUGGAUCUGCAUCACCGGAGGCUUCUCCUCAGAGCUCGUCCAGGCUUUUGUUCCUCGAGUUCUGGGGAUGUACUUCAUCGCUGCUUUAGCGCUUAUUUUCUACGUUUCAAAAGUUCCAGAACGCUACUUCCCAGGUCAGCUGAACUACCUGGGCUCCAGUCACCAGGUGUGGCAUCUGCUACUGGUGCUGAUGUUUUACUGGUGGCACCAGUCAUCGUGUUUUAUCAUGGCGUACAGACACAGCCAGCCCUGCCCCGACGUCUCCCACCAUGCCUAGGACACGGCCCUGCACGCUUGGAUCCCUGACUCUGUUAAACAGUUGCUAAAUGUCUGCAGCCUGUUACAGCAUGCACAGGCCGAAGGCUGAGACACAACAUACUAUGGGUCCUUCUGUGUCCAUCUGUGUCCCCACAGAUGGACACAUUCUUACUCGCAAGUGUCUUCAGUCCACCUAACCUGUGAAGAAAAUAACUGGAGGAGCUGCAAACCAAACAGGAAGGACACGUCAACUGUAUCUUUAAGACAAGAUGGGACUCGAGGUUAACAGUCACGGUGGCUGAAAGUCAUUUUUACAAAUGAAUCACGACAAACUUAACUUUAACAGCGACUUUCCUCAUAAAGACUCAAAUCAUCAAGAUUAGCAAGUCCAGUCGUGUAGCAUUUAGUUUUCUAUCAGAAAAGUGCCUGUCAACAAACCCUGAUGUAGCUCUUGUUAAGUUAGCACAGUGUAGUUCGAUGCUUUUAGAAACGGCUUGUUCUGCCUGUAGGCUUCUUUCAGUAAGUAAUCAAGUAAAUGUCUUUAAAAGGGAAAAAUUCGAUGUUUCAUAUCAGCGCUCUGUUAAAAGUAUAAGUGGGAUGUGAGUUAACAAAUCUGUUUUUACAGUGUUGAGGUUAUUUGAACCCAAAUCAAUUCUUUUUCUCUUCAAACUAUUUAAAGUUGUUUUUUUGUGAAAAUGGUACUUCCUCACGAGAACAAGCUAAACUAACCAGUGUCUUUAAAUAGAAUUCAUGUUUAGAUAGAAAAUCCAAAGACGGCUGUUGAGAAUCGCUCAAACGUUGUUACCGUCAGUUCGUGUUAGAUUUCGGUAGUUUAUUUGGUCGUUUAGCGUGUACGGCGUUGAUGUUCUGUUUCUCAGACAAACAGAUUGCUUAAGUACCGAGACUGUGACGUGUAAUUACUCUAAAUACGACGCAAUCUGCAGAUGUUGAAGCACCUGAAGCGCCAGAAUUAAAUGUUUUUCUGCGUCAUGUGUCGGGCUGAUCUGCCGCAGCGUUCACUACUGGACUGUUUGGUUUUUUUUAGAAGUGUUUAUUAAAAACUGCGCUGAAGUCGCAGCAGAAAAAACGUAUUGUUUUAUUUUAAGUUUUCUUCCUCACAGCUUUUAUUUCAGUGUUUUUCAGACGCUAACCAGUGAGAGUUGAGGUUCGUGAGAGUGGGGAGUUUUGGGGAGCCGCUCGGCCUCUGGGGGCUGCUAGUGAGAACUUAAGUGUGUCCCAAAUCCUAAACUUUUUUUUAAAAAUUAAUGUCUACACUAUCAUCAAGUUCAGUUAAAAAAAUAGCAAUAUUUUGUACACUAAAGGAUCCACACAGGCAACUGGACAGCAGAGAAAAUUGCCUGAAUAAAUCUGUAUUAAAACUUCUACUUUCAUUGUAUACUAACAGAAUUUAACUUUUUUUCUGAGCACGUCCUUAUUUCAAAGGAUUAAUUUCAUUGUUUUGUGCUUUUUUUUUUUAAA
Molecule: messenger RNA, 2587 nt
Organism: Plectropomus leopardus (leopard coralgrouper)
Lineage: Eukaryota; Metazoa; Chordata; Actinopteri; Perciformes; Serranidae
Gene: paqr3a
Product: progestin and adipoQ receptor family member IIIa
Cellular component (GO): membrane
Molecular function (GO): signaling receptor activity
Source: RefSeq, a predicted model, not a curated record